Onthophagus taurus is the source of this 3259-nucleotide messenger RNA. The record is from RefSeq and is a predicted model, not a curated record. NCBI's taxonomy places the organism in Eukaryota, Metazoa, Arthropoda, Insecta, Coleoptera, Scarabaeidae.
UAUUAAAAAAAAACAAAAAAAGACUUUGUCAAGAAUAAAAUGUCAAUGUAACUUACUUUAAAAAUAUAAACUUUUUACAAAAUUUUAGUGAAAAUCGAAAAAUACAAUAAAUAAAAAAAUGGGUAUCAAAAUGAGUAAAAAACUUGCCGAUCCUAAUAAUCCGUUUUGGAGGGGAAAAGACACUGUCGAUUUUUACAUAAGACAACAUCCCGAGGUUACUCCGAUAUUUGUCAUCGCCGGAUUCGUUUACGCCAAUGUUCCAUGGUUCGUCACUUACCAAUGGUUGACAAGACCGGACUAUUGUCUAGUUAGCGAUCCAAACGGGAAAAGAGUUGAUGAGAAAAUCGACCUGGAAAAUCCAAAAGUAAGCAAGUUUUUAAAGUUUCACGAAAUUUACAACCCACAACCAGAAUUGGCGAGGAUUUAUAGGGAGAUGGAUGAAGAGGAAAAGAAUCAAGGAUUAGAGAGGGAAUAAAAUCAAAAUAUGUAUAAGAAUCAAAAAAAUGUAUAAAUAAAGAUACAUUGACGCCCAAAAAUAAAAGUUGUGGAGUUUUGAAGAAAUCUUCUUUAAGAAAGGUUUUCUCCUUAAAUUUAAGAGUUAAAUGGGAAGCUUUUCUAAAUAUAGAGUGAGUUCCUUCUGGAAACGAUCCCCAACAAAGCCCCCUCGGGUUCAGUAACGGUUUGGUAAUGCGAAAUUCACCCUUCGAGGAUUCGGCUUCAACUGGCGGGGCAGCAGCUGUGCCUCGACUCCAACAAACGACUGCCCCUCAGCUGGCACCCAAGAACACGUCGGAAAGAAGACAGGGACGUAUUGAAAACGAUUUUUAUUAUUAUGUCAGGUAGAAAAAUGAAAUACUUAAAAGUAUCUAAAAUUAAAUUAAGAUCACCUCUUUUCUCUUAACAGUCUUAAGAGUGUGGGCGUGAUCUUUGCUGGACAAAAAUACACCAAGUGUGUGUGUGGCAAUGACCUUCACCGAGGGCGUUAAGUUGGCCGAGUCGGAGAGCGUCGACGUCGUCUCGUCGCUAUGUUUACUGUCGUCGCGGCGUCACAACGCCGCCAUCACCAUCUUUUUGAUCCCUUAUUAUUUAAUUUUUAUAAACUUGAAGGUUAUUCUUUGUCGUAGUAGUCGCCUUUGUGUGGUGCCAGACCGAAACGUUAGCCAAACUAUAUCUCUACCUGGGAGAACAGGGAGACAGGCAAAAGCGAGAAAAAAAAGACUCCGACCGUUGAAAAGCGAAAAUAAGGUUGGGGCAAAGAGAGAGAGAUGGAGAAGAGGUAGAAAGAACGAAACGUUGCGACAUGUGGCUGUGUAAUACAGGAUCGUAUCCGGACCAAAAAAAAAUUGAAAUGAUAUUAUAUGGAUUUAAAUCGAUUUAAAAGACAAUAAUAAUUUUAAUGAUCCAGAUUUGAUGAGGGGAUUUUAUAAAUAUGUAAUGUCGCGUGUUCAAGCAUAUUUAGCGUGCCCCCGCAACCGAGGAAUGCAUCGGUACGGACAAGUUCGUACCAGACCGUGCUGCUGCCGUCGUCGUCGACUCGGCAGCAAGCAUUGAUUUACGGUCGUAAUUGCACGGAUCCGACAUUAUCCUGAUUACCAAAAAGGAAAAACCGUACACUGUGUGGGUCGGUGUCGAGGGCCAACAGUUUCCGCGAAUAAACAUUCCUAUGCACUUAAAGCGUCCACGAUCUCCAGGAAUAUGCGAGAGAUUAUGAAUGGUGAGAGUGGUUUUAGGAGAGGUAUUCGGGCGCACGCGUCGUUUCAUCUUAGAAAUCAAUAAUUUACACCAAAAAUUACUUUUUUUAAAACAACAAAAAUUUUGACAUAAAUUUUAAUAAAGCCCAAAUUGAUCAAUAAAUUGUUUCCCUCUAAAUAUACUGGGUGUAUGUUUACAAAAUUACCGAUUGGGUGACAUCUGUUGAACGAUAGGGUAGUAGAAGUUUUAGGAGGAAAUCGUGAGAGGAAUAAGCAACGCCACCUGUGAACAUCGAUGUAAUAAACUUCAUCAAAAAAUCAUCUCGUUUUUUUAAUCCUAACAAGAUUAAAUGAUAAACCAUUUAAACGAAUCGUCAAAAAAACUGAUAACGCAUAGCAAAUAUUGGGAAGUGAAUAACAAUUAUUUUUGUAUGUCUAAAAUCAAGAUGAAAAUUUUUGUACUCUUUGCCAUUAUAAUUAAUUUUUAUAUAAGAGGCAGGUACUGGGAUUUGCUUUAUGAUUAUUAAUUAAAUACAACGGUAAUACUUGAUGAAACUAUGGGCAAAAAGUCAUCUUUGAAGCACCACGAAUUAGUUACAUUAUUACUUGAAGAGAAUUAGGAACCACUGCUACAUCAUAAGCAAAAUAUUUGUGGCAGAAGAAAAUAUCAGAAGGAGAACCAAAAAAAUAGAUAGAAAUAACAUCAUAUCAGAUAAAGAACAAAAACAACAAAAUGUCAUGUUCAAAUGUAUUGAAAAUGAAAUACCAGAAGUUAAAUCGUAAAUCCCCCGUAAAUCCAAGGCGACGAAUAAGUCACAAUUUCUCCAACAAGAUAAAGAGAGCCACUCUAGUUCGCCAACUGUAUGUUUGUCAGCAAACAAAUCAUUGAGUAAUUGAGUAAUAAGUUUUAGAAAGAAGAACUCCAAUUUCAUUUUUAUUUAAUAGUACGAAUCAUAGUUCUACAUCCAAAAUUAUUUUCCCAUUCCAAACUUCUCUGAUCUUUUCCGUACUGUUAUCCAACUCAAACCAAAAAGAUAAUUGCCCAGGAUCUUUUUUUCUGAUAAAAACGAAUAAGGCAUCAGACUGUUCCUAUUUGUGGUAACCAUGGUACAAACCAUUCUAGCAGAUGUUACCUUGGUUAAUCUAACGCAGGAUACCCUGAAGCCGAAGAAUGCGUUAUGCCACUAUUAUUGGAUUAUGUCUUCAAGAAAAGUUAUCCAUUACGAAGACUUCAAGAGCCAACAACACCAUGUUAUGUACAAAUUGGUGAUUAUUAACGACACAUACAUCAUCGAAUCUUUGUUGCAUUUCAUCAAGUAUAUACCACAGCUUUUUUGUUGUUGAAAAAAGUUGUUGAAAGUGAAUGAAGACGAGAAGUCUGCGAAGUCAUCCUUGCUGUUGAGAUUUCGUUAGUUUUUAAUUAAAUCGGAAGCUGCCACUUAUUCAAAUCCUAGACGAACACCUUGGUUAUGUAAAAAGAAUCUUUGUAACUUAAUACAGACGUCAUUUUAUAUCAUUACAACAUCAUGAUUUGAAGUUACAAUGAAAUAAAUAAUGUUUGUUAACUA